UCCGGGGCUCGGGCUAGCAGGGGGCCCACGAGCCUGCCGGGCUGGGGCUCGCUCCCACCUGCCUUUCCGGGCGCGCACCGGGCCAGCUGCAAGGCGCCGUAGGGCUCGGGUGGCUCCCCGCGCGCUUCUCUCCCCUCCCCCAGCUUACUUGGGCCCCGACGGGCUUUUGCUGUCUGGGGCUGUCAGUCCAACGCUCCGCUUCGGCCCCUUCGCUUCCCCGGGGCAGGUGAACGGGGUGUGGGGACAACAGUUAGGCUGACUCUCUUCCUGAAGGAUCCUUGUGCUUCUUCCUAAGAUCACACGGAGUGUGUGCGCGCACAGGUUCACGUGUGGAUUCAUUGUAAUGGAUCGCUACAGAUAUUUCAUCUUUAACCAGAAAAGUAUGGUUGUGCUGGGGUUCUUGCAGAUAGCCUGUGCUGCAGUGUGUGUCAUCAGUGGAUUAAUGGAUGGCACCUUCAGAACAGAAUCAGCACUGAGUAAAAGCAGAGCACCCAUCUGGGCUGGAAUGGUCAUGGGUGUUCCUGGAGUUCUGGCUUUAUUUUCUUCCCAGAAAAAAAAUCCAGUUCUUGUGAAUGCAAUGAUAGUAGCUUCUAUAUUUUCUUGUUUUGCCACCAUCAUUGUAGUUGUCUAUGCUUCCUUAACUUUAAGCUAUGGUGAAGAAGAUGAGAUGUUCACACAUGAGCCAGUUCAUGUUAUUCAUACGAAGUUUGUGCUUGAUAAACUUGUCAAAGGAGCCAACAUAGCAAUGUUAAUUGCAUCUACCUGCAGUGCUUUCAUUGUGCUAGUUAUUGCUUACAUGGGCUGCCGAAGUCUUCCACAUUGUUCAUGUUAUGACAAUGUAACUGGAAUGGAAUGGUUACAACCUGCUGAGGAUCCGCAGCAGACUGUUGAACUGGUUUGCACUAUGCAAAGUCAUGGGAACAGAAUCUUUAAUUCCCCAGUGCAGUUUCCAGAUCAAGACUUAGAUGCAGAGGAAGAACUAUCCAAACCACCUCCCUACAUCAGACUUGUUUGAAGAAUAACAAAGAAUUUUAAUGCUAAUAGACUGGAGAACUUACCUUAUAUUUUGCUACCUUUUUUUAAAGACUUUUAAAAACAAAAUCUGUGCACUUUUUCAUGGAUUCUUUAAACAUGGAACUACUGAAUGCACAGAAAGUUAAGCCAAGAUGGCAGUGCAAUUGUCUACGCACUUGUGGAUGAAAAUAUCUUACAGGUCUUUAACUGAUUUAGGUCUUGCACAAUUAAAAUACCUCAUCUCUUCUAGGAUGUGUGAACCAGUCUCCUGCAGCUUUUAUAUGAGAUCUAUAUUUUAAGACUAGAUGAUAAUGGAAUUUGUCUUGCAGUUUCAGUUUGGUAGUGCUAGCUUUGAGCAUUCAAAUGUGAAAUCAUAUUGACUGUUUUAAAAUGUUUGUUAAUGCAUCUACAUUUUCUCAAAUAUAACUUGUAUUUUUCUGCCUUUUUAAACAAGUUCUACUAGAAUGAAGGAGCAACUUGUGGUUAGACAUAAUUUCUUUUACUUCUGUGGACUGCACUGGAUAUUCAGCCAUCUUCUUCCAUCUUUCUUGGGGAACAGGCUAAAACAUCUGGUAUUAAAACUUGAAGUGUCCCUGUCAAACUAUAGAUUCAGUUGUGUUUAAAAAAAAUUGUAUUUAUAUUUUAUCAAUGAACACCUAAUAAAACAGGAUUUUAAGUAGA
Malaclemys terrapin pileata is the source of this 1695-nucleotide messenger RNA. RefSeq lists its product as uncharacterized. The record is from RefSeq and is a predicted model, not a curated record. Gene Ontology annotation, cellular component: membrane. Lineage: Eukaryota; Metazoa; Chordata; Testudines; Emydidae. The transcript is spliced from 7 exons. The coding region runs from base 344 to 1015 and encodes 223 amino acids.